AUGGCUAGAACUAAACAAUCUGCUAGGAAAACAACAGGAGGAAAAGCACCACGCAAGCAAUUGUCUGCAAAGUCUGCACGCAAGGCAACACCAACCAAUCCGAGUGGAAAUGCCAAGAAGACCAGGUAUAGACCAGGAUCUGUUGCAUUGAAGGAGAUCAGAAGGUACCAGAAGAGCACUGAGUUUCUUAUACGAAGACUUCCUUUCCAGAGAGCUUGCAGGUCUGUGGUUAGGGAGAAUAGUAAUGCAGCUGAUGUAAGAUUCCAGGGCCCAGCCCUUGCCUCUAUUCAGGAGGCGCUUGAACUCUAUCUUGUAGGAUUGUUUGAGGAUGCGCAGAGUUGUGCACAGCAUGCAAAGCGGGUUACUGUAUUCCCGAAGGAUAUUAACCUUGUUCUGAAGCUAAGAAGCAGGCACAUAAGAUCUAUCUGUGAUUAA
Ordospora colligata OC4 is the source of this 435-nucleotide messenger RNA. Its product is annotated as histone H3. Gene Ontology annotation, molecular function: structural constituent of chromatin; protein heterodimerization activity; DNA binding. The record is from RefSeq and is a predicted model, not a curated record. The coding region runs from base 1 to 435 and encodes 144 amino acids. Lineage: Eukaryota; Fungi; Microsporidia; Ordosporidae. Gene Ontology annotation, cellular component: nucleosome. The transcript has a single exon.